This is a messenger RNA of Brassica oleracea var. oleracea, 1179 nucleotides long. RefSeq names its product probable WRKY transcription factor 26. Bases 126 to 1085 code for a protein of 319 amino acids. Gene Ontology annotation, molecular function: DNA-binding transcription factor activity; sequence-specific DNA binding. The record is from RefSeq and is a predicted model, not a curated record. Gene Ontology annotation, biological process: regulation of DNA-templated transcription. Lineage: Eukaryota; Viridiplantae; Streptophyta; Magnoliopsida; Brassicales; Brassicaceae. The transcript has 4 exons.
CCCUUUAUAAUUGCUUGAUCUUUCCCUCUCUCACUUAGUCAAAUAUCAUUCCCUUAGUUUCCUGGAAACUUCCUCCUCUGCAGUAAAGAAAAGAAGAAGAAGAGUAUCACAUACACUAACCAUUGAUGGCCUCUUUCAACCAGCAAAGAUCUGUUCCUAAGUUCAAGUCAGCAACACCGUCUCCACUUCCUCUCUCUUCCUACUUCCCUAUGCCUCCUGGUCUUACUCAAGCCGACCUUCUUGACUCUCCUCUUCUCUUCACUUCCUCUAACGUUUUGCCAUCUCCAACGACAGGCACGUUUCCUUUGGAAUCUCUGAACUGGAAGAACAACGGUUUGCUUACCAACCGGAAUGAAAUCAAAGCUGAAGAUGGGAAGGAGGAGCACCUUGAUUUUGCCUUCACUACCAACAAGACAUCUCCUCCUCCCUUCCUAUCUCAUUUUCAGACAGGAGAUCAGCCUUCAACCCAAGUGGAUGUACCCAAAUUUGAGUCAUCAGGUAACAAAACCUCUGAAGAUGGAUACAACUGGCGAAAAUACGGACAGAAGCAAGUCAAAGGAAGCGAAAACCCUAGGAGUUACUUCAGAUGCACGUAUCCAAACUGCGUCACAAAGAAGAAAGUAGAGACUUCUCUUGUGAAGGGUCAUGUCACUGAGAUUGUCUAUAAAGGAAGCCACAAUCAUCCCAAACCUCAGUUCAGUAAGAGGUCAGCUUCCACUGCAGCAACAAAUGACGUCAGUUCUCAUCAGAGUGGUGGUGAAGAUAACGUAGAUGCCAAAAGAGGGGAAAGACAAGAGGCUGUGAAGGAGCCAAGAGUGGUGGUUCAGACAACAAGUGAAAUAGACAUUCUUGACGAUGGUUAUAGAUGGAGAAAGUAUGGUCAGAAAGUCGUUAAAGGCAAUCCAAAUCCAAGGAGCUAUUACAAGUGCACAUUCACAGGAUGUUGCGUAAGGAAGCAAGUGGAGAGAGCAUUCCAUGACGCAAAGUCAGUGAUCACCACUUACGAAGGAAAGCAUAACCACCAAAUCCCAAACCCAAAGAAGACGUCACACCUCAACAUGAUCUCAGACUGUGUCAGCUUUUAGUUUUUCAGAACGUUAUGUAACAAAUGAUGUAAUAAACAUAGAAAAGGCACAUGCUAUUAGCUGACAUUUUGAAGUAAAAGCAAAUCCAUUCACU